Messenger RNA from Tarenaya hassleriana, 1197 nucleotides. RefSeq names its product peroxidase 62. The coding region runs from base 26 to 979 and encodes 317 amino acids. NCBI's taxonomy places the organism in Eukaryota, Viridiplantae, Streptophyta, Magnoliopsida, Brassicales, Cleomaceae. Gene Ontology annotation, cellular component: plasmodesma; plant-type cell wall. Gene Ontology annotation, molecular function: peroxidase activity; heme binding. Gene Ontology annotation, biological process: hydrogen peroxide catabolic process; response to oxidative stress. The transcript has 4 exons. The record is from RefSeq and is a predicted model, not a curated record.
UCCAAAAAAAAAAGCACCACACGAAAUGGGCAUUGUUCUAUUCUCCGUCGUUAAUGUCUUCCUUGGCCUUGUCGUCUUGGCUCAUGGCCAGGGCACCAGGAUCGGGUUCUACUCCAGGACGUGCCCUAACGCCGAGUCCAUCGUACGGACGACCGUGGCGUCUCAUUUCACUUCCGACCCGAGGAUCGCACCUGGUUUGCUCAGAAUGCAUUUCCACGACUGCUUCGUCCAGGGUUGCGAUGGCUCGGUCCUUAUCUCUGGUCCUAACACCGAGCGAACCGCCGGUGCAAACCUCGGCCUUCACGGGUUCGAUGUGAUCGACGACGCCAAGACUCGGCUUUUGGGCGCUGGCCCCGGCGUCGUCUCAUGUGCCGAUAUCUGGGCCCUAGCCGCUCGUGACUCCGUCGUCAUCACGAGAGGUCAAAGUUGGCAAGUCCCAACAGGACGUAGAGACGGAAGGGUUUCGUUGGCAUCGAACGUCAACAAUCUCCCAGCUCCGAGCGAUCCCGUCGCCGUUCAACUUCGCAAGUUUGGUGCUUUCGGUCUCAAUAUCCGUGAUCUCGUCGCUCUCGUUGGAGGGCACACGAUAGGGACGACGGCUUGCCAGUUCUUCAGGAACAGACUCUUCAACACGACCGGAAGCACUGCGGAUCCGACCAUUGACGCGACCUUCUUACCUCAGUUACAAACUCUUUGUCCUCAAAACGGCGACGGUUCGAGAAGGGUGGACCUCGACACCGGAAGCGCAAACACCUUCGACACGUCCUUCUACAACAAUCUUAGGACCGGCCGUGGAAUCCUCCAGUCCGACCAAAGCCUCUGGAAUGACCCCUCGACCAGAGCCGUUGUGCAACAGUUCUUGAGCCCGAGAGGGAGUUUCAACGCUGAGUUUGCGAGGUCGAUGGUCAAGAUGAGUAAUAUUGGGGUGAAGACAGGGGCAAAUGGGGAAAUUCGGAGAGUUUGCUCCGCCGUUAAUUAAUCAAAAUUAAGCAUUGAUUAGUGAAGAAUUAUCAUAUUCCUUACCCCUAUUCCAUUAUAUAGCUAGUUAUAUAGUUUUUUUUCAUGGUUAGCUCAAUAAGAUUCACGCCAUUGUCAGAGAGGAAACCCAUGUGACAGUUAUGGAAAUUGUACCUACGUUUAUUUGUCUCUGUUUGUGCAGUGGGUAUUAAUAAUCAAAUAAAUUGUGUUUGGUUCAAA